This is a messenger RNA of Drosophila sechellia, 1418 nucleotides long. RefSeq lists its product as uncharacterized. The transcript has a single exon. Bases 317 to 1360 code for a protein of 347 amino acids. NCBI's taxonomy places the organism in Eukaryota, Metazoa, Arthropoda, Insecta, Diptera, Drosophilidae. The record is from RefSeq and is a predicted model, not a curated record.
CUUUCACUGCUGUUUGUUUAUAUUCAUACUCUUCCAGAGAAACUUUUAUGCAAUUGGUUAGUUUUAUGAACGUAUUAAUUUGACAACCCACGCAAAUCAAGCCUCUAUUAAUUGCAUUCGAUUUGACUUUCACCGAAAAAACAAGCAAAUUUAGCUCGCUUUGGAUAAGGCCCAUAGUUGGGAUUCGUUGACAUAAUCCGAGCAAUUCAGAGUGUAUUUAUGUAAUCUGGAAUCCAAAUAAAAACCGAAUGCAAAGCGGAUUAAAGACAGUUGUUGAUAGUCUCUUGUGAAUACAUUUGUUCACUUCAUACAAAAAAUGCUUGGAAUAAGAGUGCUUGUGGCGUAUAAUAUAAUUUUAUUCGGAAGUUUCCAUGGAGAGUGUGCUGCCGUUCAUAAAGAUAACACCUUUAAUUCAACAGAUGAAGCUACAAAAAACUCUCUUAUUGAAGCUCAGUCGAUUGGGAGAAUCGUAAACCGCGUAAAUCAGAAGGAAAUUCUUCGGAACAUCCUGCCACCGCCAAAUUAUAUAGGUGAUAUAACUCGCACAUCGAGCACUGAUCCAGAAAAUCCCCGCCCCAUUGAUGUACCCCUAUUAAAUGCUGCUCCAGAAGCCAAGAUCAAUGGAAGCCCAUCAGCUACGCAUAUAAGCUACGGAUCACAAGUAAACACUCAAUCCACUUACUCAUCAGAUUUUCAAUUGCAAAUACAAAACCCACGACCAGUUCAGCACAUACAUUACCACUACAUUGUGCCCAAUGCCACUCCAAAACCGAUCGUAAAUUAUGUGACUCAAUCUCAAUCUGAUUUCAACGCCCACAAUGUUAAUUCAGAUGGUCAACCGUACUCCUCAAUCGACCCUCGGCCAUCGCAUAUCAUUGAAAGCAAUCUGCAGCAUAGCAAUCGAGAAGUUAUGUCAGUCAACCCCUUGUACUCAGCGGUGGACAAUGGUGGAUUCCUUUACGAUUCCCCGGAUGAGCACCAGGGUCAGGCAUCUGAAAAUACAUCCGUAUACGAGUUUAGAGAUCCUGGCCAGACUAUAAAGGAUGAACUGCAAAGGGAGGAGGCAUUACUGAAAACAAGUUCGGAGCUUUCAAUUAGCCAGCCAAUUUCGAAUCAUCAAAUGGACGUAGUCAGUCCAAUUCCGAGUCAGACGGAAGUUUACUUUAUUAAGUACUACGAUGAACAUAACAAAACUACUACUUCACCCGAGUCCCAGACCAAAAUGGAUACUUCAAGUGAGGUUUCAGACGGCAGUGGUUUGAUAGACAUCAGGGCAGGAAUUGCUGAAACUUUGGAAGGACAUAUAGAGUCUACGACUCCAUAUAAUGAAUACUCUGCAUACAACGUUCCAUUGAAUUAGCAUGUAACUUAAGAAUGUAAAUUAUUGAAAAUUUAAUAAAAUAGGUAAUAAAUAUCAA